GUUGCAUCAUCAGAAAGCAGCGAUGGAAACCAAGUCAUCGAAAUCCAGCGUCCUCCUAUAUGUUCUUGUUCUUGCGCUGGUCCUGUCUCCAAUACUCCCAUGUCAAGCAGCUAGUGUGCAUCUAGGAGGUGGAAGCCCUGGAGGGCGUAAGCUGAUGGCACCGUCACCACCAGUUCGCAUGUGUCCACAGUGUGUGUGUUGUGCACCGGCGCCCCCUGGAUAUUGCUGCCCAUGUCGCUGUCCUGGUGGUCCCUAAAGAUUGUGAACUUUGCUAUCAAAGAUAAUACUGUGAAGUGUUUGAUAUAUGUGUAAUAUUUAUAUGUAUGAAUAAGUAAACAAGAAGUGUACUCUUUUUGUUUCUAAUAAGAAAUUUUUGAAUA
This is a messenger RNA of Brassica napus (rape), 380 nucleotides long. RefSeq lists its product as uncharacterized. Lineage: Eukaryota; Viridiplantae; Streptophyta; Magnoliopsida; Brassicales; Brassicaceae. Bases 23 to 256 code for a protein of 77 amino acids. The transcript has 2 exons. The record is from RefSeq and is a predicted model, not a curated record.